AACUUUUAUUAAGCCUAUUCACAGCUGUUAAAGGGAUAGUUCACCCAAAAAUGAAAGUGCUGUCAUCAUUUCCUAAGUUUCAUUAUGUUACAAAACUUUAUAAAUGUCUUUGUUCUGAUGAACACAAAGCAAGAUAUUUUGAUAAAUGUUUGUAACCAAACCGUUCGUGGACCCCAUUUACUUCGAUGGUAUUCUUUUAUCCUAUUAUGAAAGUCAAUGGAGUCCAUGAACAGUAUAUCAAGGUUGUAUUUUCACAGUAUUUCAGAGUAUAAAACAAUAAAUCACACAAAAUGACUUUAGCUGGGAUUUCACAGGCAGGGUCACACAGUUUAAGGUAAGUGAAAGUUACUCAAUGACCAAUGUAUGGUAACCCGUACUUGGAAUUUGACUUCUGGUCUCAUAUUUCUGUAACAGUGGUAUCACUGCAAACUCUGUGGUGUGUCAGAAAAAUAAACAAAAACAAAUAACGGUACAUUAUCUGAACAGCACACAAAGGAUCUAGUUGGUCAAAAAAUGUUGACCUUGAUUACAUUUUCUCUUUCACAGUAUAAAAGAGGAACACAAUCUGUUUGCUUUUUGCUGUUGGCACUUCUUUGGGACAGUGGUUAUGUCUUGACUAUAAAAAGAGGCGAUACUGCAGCCCAUGUGAAUCUCACGGCAUCUUGUUGUCCACUCAAACAAUGUAACGUGGAUGGCUUUAAUGAUUGGUUCAAAGUGGACAAGUACUGUGUCAAAUACUUCAGUACACCUCUAAACUUUACUGACGCAGAGAACAGCUGUAGAAGAACAGUCCCUAGAGGACACCUGGUGUCAGUGCACAAUGCCGGGGCUAAUAACAACUUGCUCUCCAUUGUGACAAAGAUGAACCCAAAAAACUUGCGCAUCUGGCUCGGGGGAUAUGAAUUAUUUCAGUCUGGUAAAUUUCUUUGGACGGAUGGUUCCUUCUGGGACUAUGAGGAUUGGACUCCGGGUGAGCCCAGCAACCUCUACUCUAGCACGGAAGAAUGCGUGGAGAUGAACUGGAAAGAUGCGGGCAAAUGGAAUGAUGACUCUUGUAACUUUAAAAAAAACUACAUAUGUGCCUUCAAACGCAAGGGCAUCAUGGAACAGUAGACGGAGAUGAUUUAUCAGCCCUUAAAUCAUUUGUCGUCAUUUUUUUCUCCUCUGCAUCAACAAAAAAUGUACAAAAAACAUUUCUUCAAAUUAUAUUUCAAAAUCAUA
Paramisgurnus dabryanus is the source of this 1221-nucleotide messenger RNA. Lineage: Eukaryota; Metazoa; Chordata; Actinopteri; Cypriniformes; Cobitidae. The record is from RefSeq and is a predicted model, not a curated record.